GAAAUCCAUGAGUUAUUAAAAGACUUUGAGCUGAAGUAUUGCUAUGUGGACAAACAUAAAAGAACAGCUUUUGUUACUCUGUUGAAUGGGGACCAAGCUCAGAGUGCAAUACGGCUAUUUCACCAACAUUCCCUCCGAGGAAAAGAAAUAUCACUGCAGCUUCAGCCAACCGAUGCCCUGCUCUGCAUUACCAAUUUGCCCCCUUUCUAUACGUUGCAAGAGUUUGAAGAGCUAGUGCGACCUUAUGGGAAUGUUGAGAGACACUUCUUGGUAUACAGUGAAGUCACGGGCUAUUCCAAGGGCUAUGGUUUUGUGGAAUACAUGAAAAAGGAUUCUGCAGCAAAGGCUAGGUUGGACCUUCUUGGCAAACCAUUAGGUGAAAAUGUCCUUUUUGCACAAUGGAUGGAUGCUAAUCAAAUAACUGCAGAACUCAUACAUUCAAAAUGCCUUUGUGUGGAAAACCUUCCUAUAGACUAUACUGGUGAUGACCUCUUGCAAAAUUUCUCAACUAAUUAUAAGCCUGUGUUCUACCAAGUAAGUGAAAUGCUUUUUCUUCAAAAUGAAAGCUGUCUUCACAGAUGUUAUGAUUUAAUGAUGUAGCAUGAACUUUUCCUUGAUUUGC
Molecule: messenger RNA, 622 nt
Organism: Thamnophis sirtalis
Lineage: Eukaryota; Metazoa; Chordata; Lepidosauria; Squamata; Natricidae
Source: RefSeq, a predicted model, not a curated record